UCCUUCAGCAGUGCAAUAUAGACAAGCAAAAUCCAAAUGACGUCGUGAUCUCGGUGCUGGCUUGGGACUUAGAAAGCUUCCUGGUGAUGGUAAGCUGCCUUUCUGAGAGAGCGGUGGAUGCCCAGGAAUCACCACGUGAAUCCGAUGUCUCGAUGGUGUUCCUGUACCUAGAGGAUAUGAUGCAGGUUGCCUUAGUGACGUUUCUGGAGGACAUGGCCGCUCAUGUGGGAGCAUCCCGAACACCUCAGGAGGUGAUGGAACACUAUGUGAGCAUGUACAUCCAUGGCAACCUGGGAAAAGCCUGCAUCCCUGACACUAUUCCGAACAGAGUAACGGAUCACACGUGUCCCAGCGGCGGCCCGCUUUCUCCUAGCUUGACCACGCCGCUCCCACCAUUGGAUAUAUCGGUGGCUGAGCAGCAGCAGUUGGGAUACAUGCCGCUUCGGGAUGACUACGAGAUCGAAUACGAUCAAGAUGCGGAGACUCUGAUCAGUGGCCUUUCGGUGAACUACGAUGACGAUGAUGUGGAAAUAGAGUUAAAAAGAGCUCACGUAGACAUGUAUGUAAGGAAACUCAAGGAGAGGCAACGGCGGAAGAACAUUGCACGAGACUAUAACUUGGUACCGGCUUUCCUGGGGAAGGAUAAAAAGGACAAGGAGAAAGCUCCCAAACGGAAGAUCACAAAAGAAGAGAAGGAGUUGAGGCUGAAACUGAGGCCUCUGUACCAAUUCAUGUCUUGUAAGGAGUUUGAAGACUUCUUUGAGAACAUGCACAAGGAGAGGAUACUUCGAGCAAAGAUUCGGGAGCUGCAGCGGUAUCGUCGAAAUGGAAUCACCAAAAUGGAAGAGUCGGCAGAAUAUGAGGCAGCCAGGCAUAAACGGGAAAAGAGGAAGGAGAACAAAAACAUAGCUAGUUCCAAGAGAGGGAAGGAGGAUGGUAAAGACGGUGAAUUUGCUGCCAUUGAAAACCUGCCUGGCUUUGAACUCUUAUCGGACAGGGAAAAAGUGCUCUGCAGCUCUCUAAAUUUGAGUCCUGCACGUUAUGUGACUGUAAAAACUAUAAUCAUUAAAGACCAUCUCCAAAAAAGACAAGGAAUUCCUUCAAAGAGUCGCCUUCCCAGUUACUUAGAUAAGGUACUGAAGAAAAGGAUUUUAAACUUUCUAACAGAAAGUGGUUGGAUAUCCAGGGAUGCUUCAUGA
Molecule: messenger RNA, 1199 nt
Organism: Pelecanus crispus (Dalmatian pelican)
Lineage: Eukaryota; Metazoa; Chordata; Aves; Pelecaniformes; Pelecanidae
Source: RefSeq, a predicted model, not a curated record